This is a messenger RNA of Drosophila teissieri, 520 nucleotides long. RefSeq lists its product as uncharacterized. Lineage: Eukaryota; Metazoa; Arthropoda; Insecta; Diptera; Drosophilidae. The record is from RefSeq and is a predicted model, not a curated record. Bases 68 to 427 code for a protein of 119 amino acids. The transcript has a single exon.
AAAAGCUCUUGACCAAUUCUUCACUCGGUUUACUUGACCAGCAGUCGUCGCAAUCGAACACCACACCAUGCGGGCACCAGAGUGGAUGAGCAAUGAAAUGGCGCGCCUCACAUCAAGGCUCGAGCGUUACAAGCCAACGGGCAGUGGAUACAACCGCAUCCAGUCGAUUCGACUGUCCAAAAGCGUUACCCAAAUGCUGAACAAUCCUAUGCCUCCGGCACCAGCCGCUGCCACCGCCAGAUCGCAGCCGGAGAGCUCCUUCACAACGCCGCGACGGCGCGGUGUCUUAAGUCGCAGUCAAUCGGAAUGGGAGGAGGUGUAUCCUGCCGUCAAGUUCGUUCGCCAAGGGAGCAGCGAGAGUGACAUGAGUGAGGAUAACGAAAUGCGGUUCACCCACUAUAGAAAUUGUGCCACGCGUAUUCCCUGAGUGGAUAUACCAUCUUUAAUCUUUUUUUGAUAAUCCAUAAAUUUGUAUCAGAAUUAAGUAAAAACAAUAAAACAACAAAUAGCCUCAAAACAA